Messenger RNA from Dracunculus medinensis (Guinea worm), 528 nucleotides. The record is from the annotation of a GenBank genome assembly. NCBI's taxonomy places the organism in Eukaryota, Metazoa, Nematoda, Chromadorea, Rhabditida, Dracunculidae.
AUGCACAGCUUGGACAGUGAAUUGGAAGUUAUUGAAGCAAAUGGAAAAUUUGUCGAAAAAGCACUUCUUUUUGCUGUCGAACAAAAUGGCUCUGAUUGGGUUACCAAUUGUCGAGUUGAUGAGUGGAUCGAUAUAAUCGAAAAACGAUGCACAUUAAUUCGAAAGCAAUCAGCAUUCGUUAGAAAGUUCGAUAUUGAAUCAUAUUUUAAAUGAUGGAUGGAAAAAUAUUUAAAUGAACUUCAUGCUGAAGUUGAAUAUCGAUUAAGAUGUUCCAUUGAACGCACAAAAGAAAAAAAUCUUAUGGAAGUUGAAUAUGAAGCCAAACUAUUGGAACUUUUAGUUGAAGUAAUUGAUCGAAAGAAUUAUCUCAUAGAAUCGAAAUUCGAUUCAAGUGCAAUUAUUGAACCAAAGCUAAUGACAAAGAUAAAACAUGACAAAGAAUCUCGUCAAAGAAUGAAAAAGCGAUUACGUAAACUAAAGAAGCGAUUAAUAUUCACUAAAGAAAGUGGUCGAAAAUCAGUCGAAUAA